CUCCACAGACACACUGCUGUGUGCCAGGCCCGCCUGCGAAGAUGCUGAGAAUCACCAUCGGCCUUGCCCUUCUCUUGGCAGUGGUCCAAGUCAGCCACUGCCAGCGAAUCAAAAGAUUGACAGCUUGCUUGACCGAUCAAGCCCUGCGGAUAGACUGUGCCUAUGAGCGGAAAACCUCUAACCCCCUGAGCUACGAGUUCCGCCUGUCCAAGGACACUGGGGAGGGGACGGUCAUCGCUGGCAACGUCAAAGUGGCAAGUGCUGUGUAUAAGUCUCGCACCAACAUCACGACCACCGACAGCCUCGUGUGUCUGUAUCUCAACGGCUUCACCACCAGCGAUGAGGGCGUCUACACAUGCAAGCUGAAAAUCACCAACGAUUAUGAAGACAUGCAGUCCAGAAACAUCUCUGUGGUCAAAGCCCACUUGGCAAGAUGCGCCGGGAUUAGCCUCUUCGUCCAGAACACCUCCUGGCUUCUGCUGCUCCUGCUAUCACUGCCUCUGCUGCAAGCUGUGGAUUUUGUGUCACGGUGAAGGAAGAAGAAAACCAGCAAGGGGGAGA
Python bivittatus (Burmese python) is the source of this 561-nucleotide messenger RNA. Lineage: Eukaryota; Metazoa; Chordata; Lepidosauria; Squamata; Pythonidae. The record is from RefSeq and is a predicted model, not a curated record.